Messenger RNA from Prosopis cineraria, 919 nucleotides. RefSeq lists its product as uncharacterized. Bases 112 to 456 code for a protein of 114 amino acids. NCBI's taxonomy places the organism in Eukaryota, Viridiplantae, Streptophyta, Magnoliopsida, Fabales, Fabaceae. The transcript is spliced from 2 exons. The record is from RefSeq and is a predicted model, not a curated record.
UAACAACUGUGACCUCAUCCGACUCAUCAUAUCUUUCAUCAAUCAGGAGCUUAAGCACAGAACAGCCCUCCAUAUCGCACACACAUUCCCAUCCCAUCCAUCCCAGUUCCAAUGGAUAAAAAUCUGAGGGCAGGGCAUCGAUCUUCCUACUUCUCCGGCGGCGGCUGCAUGGCGUCGCCGUCGUGCUUGCCGGUGGUCCACGAUGAAUUUGAGUACUCUCGCAUCCCCCAGAAUUGCGCCGCCAAGAGGAACCGCGGCUGGAGAAAUCUCCUCAGAAAGUUCAUCAGAGAAACCAGGCCUUCCCACGGAUCCAAGCCUCCUUCCUUUCAAUACGAUCCUGUUAGCUACUCCCAGAAUUUCGACGACGGCUCUCAUCUCGAUGAUCAACCACAACGCCUUUCCUUCGUCUUUCACGAUUUUCGGGAUGCUGCGCUUGAUUGUCGGCUCAAAGUAUGAAUAUGGGAUCGUCUCCGUAAUGCUCAUAUGUGAGGGACCGUAAGCUAGGAGACUGAGAGCUGCUCUGGCUUUUUCCCAGAUUCCCAGAAAAUGGAGCAGAAAAGAGCUGCAUGCUUUUUCAAGCUAUAUACAUGUAUUGGAAAUAACCGUUGAUGACAACGAGGAAUGCAGAAUCUGGCAAUGAAGGUGGUCUGAAUUCUGAAGAAUGGUCUGUAACUGUCUGUGUUGUGUGUGUGUGUGUGUGUUUAUGGUUCAUACAUAAAUGAGGAAAAUUGUGUUCAUGUUGUGUGUGUGUGUUAUGGUUCAUACAUAAAUAAGGAAAAUUUGUUCAUGUGUGUGCUAUAUGAAUUCCCUUCCUGCAAAGCAACAGCCAUUUCAUGAAUCAGAUUCUGUUGCAUCAAAUUGGAAGCAAUCCAUGUAAAUGUUCAAUUUUGAGGUAUUCUUGUAUUUUCAAAAUUCACAA